Molecule: messenger RNA, 1413 nt
Organism: Ichthyophthirius multifiliis
Lineage: Eukaryota; Ciliophora; Oligohymenophorea; Hymenostomatida
Product: ligand-effect modulator 3 LEM3 family protein, putative
Exons: 11
Cellular component (GO): endoplasmic reticulum; Golgi apparatus; plasma membrane
Molecular function (GO): GTP binding; GTPase activity
Source: RefSeq, a predicted model, not a curated record
AUGGGAGAAAAUUAUGGUUAAGGAACUAUAUAAAGAACUUUAAAAGAUGAUGGAGACGAUUUUCUAAAUACAGCUUUAAGAAAAUGGAAAUUUAAUUCAAAAUAUAAUAGAAACUUGAAAUUAUUUAGUGCUUUAUUUUUAUUCUUCUUAACUUUUGGUAUUAUAUUUAUUGUUUACUACUUUAAAAUAGUUGAAUAUAAAAAAAGAUAUGACGAUUAUUGUUAAUUAAACGAUUAAACGUGUAAAUUCUAAUUAAAAAUAGAUUAAAAUAUGGAAUAACCUAUAUUUUUUUAUUAUGAGAUUGAUAAUUUUUACCAAACUCACAGGAAAUUUUAUUAAUCAAAAGAUGUACUAUAAUUAAGGGGAGAAGUUAGAUCUAUAAGUCAACUUUCUGAUUGUGAACCAUAUGUAACUAAUAAAUAAAUGGGAAAAAAAACAAGCAUUACAGGAAAAGAACUAAUUCAAGACGAAGCAGCAAAUCCUUGCGGGCUAAUUGCUAAAACAUAUUUUAAUGAUACUUAUAAAUUAUAUAAAAUUGUUGACGGGUAAAAAAAUCCACUUAAAAUUGAUAUAGACGAAAACGAUAUUGCAUGGGAUGUUGAUAAAAAUUAUAAUUAUAAAUUAAAUACUAAUUAGGAUUCUAUGUGGUUAAAUGUUACAAAUGAGCAUUUUAUGGUAUGGAUGAGAACUUCUGGUAUGGGAAGAUUUAAAAAACUUUGGGGAAGGAUUAAAUAAAAUUUAGAAGUAGGAGAUUAUAUUAUUGAAGUUUAAAAUAAUUAUGAUGUAAAAGUAUUCAAUGGAUAAAAAUCAUUUAUAAUGACUACAACAAGUGCUUUUGGAUAAAAAAAUCCUGUUUUAAUCGUAGCUUAUUUUUCAGGGGCAUUCGUUUGUUUAGUUUCACUUAUUGAAGAGAGGGAACAGGAAAGAGUUUAUUAUUAUUAAGAUAUGUUGAAAAAGAAGGUUCUUAUAUAAAAACAUAAACUACAAUUGUUUUAAAUAUUAGUAGGUGUUGAUUAUAAAUAAAAAAUUGUUGAAAUUAAUAACAAAAAAAUAAAAUUAUAUAUUUGGGAUACUGCAGGUUAAGAAAAAUAUAGGCCAUUAGUAUAUUCUUAUUUUUAAAAUACUUAGGCUGCUAUUUUAAUUUUAGUAGGAAAUAAAUGUGAUUUAGAAUAUGAAGAACCUGAUGAGAACAUCUUAAAUGAAUAUUAGAAGAAAUAUAAUAUUUCUUUUUUAAUAACUCCUCCUUUUUUUACAGUAUAUACAUAAUUUGAGGAAGGAGUACUUCCUGUAGCUGUUACUCUUCUAGGUAAUUCUCUUAAUUCCAACGUUUUUGGUGUAUAAGUGAAUGUUAUGUUAGGUGUAUUAGAAUAAAUAUAUUUGUUUUAAAAUAUUGGUAGAUUUUUGUCAUUUUGA